Onychomys torridus (southern grasshopper mouse) is the source of this 2196-nucleotide messenger RNA. RefSeq names its product WD repeat domain 83 opposite strand (gene Wdr83os). Gene Ontology annotation, molecular function: protein folding chaperone. Bases 1571 to 1891 code for a protein of 106 amino acids. The transcript has 4 exons. NCBI's taxonomy places the organism in Eukaryota, Metazoa, Chordata, Mammalia, Rodentia, Cricetidae. Gene Ontology annotation, cellular component: endoplasmic reticulum membrane. Gene Ontology annotation, biological process: protein insertion into ER membrane. The record is from RefSeq and is a predicted model, not a curated record.
AUAUAUGUCAUUUCAGCACUUGGAGGUAAAGGCAAGAGGGUUAGGAAUUGAAGGCCACCCUGGGUUACAUAAGUCCCUGUCUCAAAAACAAAACAAAACAAAAAACAAACCACGGCCACUAUGAGCUCCAGUGGUACAGGGCAGGAGUAAGCUUCUGGACCUACUUACCCUGCCAGGAUCUCAUGGUCUGACACCUUUACACUGGAUAUGCCAUCUCUGGCUUCAUCUAGCGUCUGCACGGGCUCCGGCUUCCGAGAGCGGCAGUCCCAGCAUCGGAUACUGGAAUCGAUAGAACCUGUAAGGCCAACAGGAAGGUGAGGCCAGGUAUGGGUCUCUGGGCAACAGUUUCUUGCUGUCCUCCAGGCCUUAGACUCACCAGACAGGAUGAUUGUGGCCUCUUCGUUAAAUUGAACGGUGUUCACCUUCUGAGAAACGGGAAUUAAUAAUUUAGAGGAGGGGAGUUUUGGAAGAUUGGGAUAAAGGAGAGACUCCUAGUCAAGAGCAAGAGCACAUACUACUGAUAGGGAAGGUGAAAGGUUCUGGAGAAACUGGAAGACAGUGCUUGGUGACUGCCUGGGUGUAAGAGAUGGGCACAGACUGCAAUGGAAGGAUCUUCCUCGACCACCUACGCACUAAUAUGGAUCUCCAUAAUGCACGCGUUAAUGAGAGUCGUCUGGCUUGUACUCACUCCAGCGUGGCCCCGAAAUUUGCGCACGACCUGCCCAGAUGCCACAUCCCACAGCACCACCGUCUUGUCCCCACCACCAGAGCAGAGAUGGCUGUUGUCAAAGGAGCUGGCGGGCAGGAAAGGGAAGGUCGAUAUCAACUCAUGAUCCAAGCCUCUGCGCUCCUUACCCCAGCCUGGCCCCCGGCUCACCCGGCCGCAUCCAGCACUUCGUAGCCGUGGCCACUGUACGUCCGCAGCAGCGUCCCACGCAACGGGUUCCACAGUUUUAGGGUUUUAUCGCUGCCACACGUCAGACAGUAGUUGCCAUCCACUGGGGAACAGCAGGCGGGGGUUACCGGACCUCCGGCCUCAGGAGGCAGGAGGCCCGGGAUGAAAAACGAGGACGCUUACCAUUAAAUCGCACGGCUCGCACCGCGCCCUGGCCGCAGUCCAGCGUCUUCAACCGUUUCUGCGGCAGCUCCGGGGCCCGCGGUUUUGGCUCAGGAAAAGCCAUAUUUCAAAAGCAUUAGUCCGCCACCCGCAUUGCUGGGGUCUGUAUUGAGACUGCCUUGCUUCCAGGCUUUCAAAACCCUUGCACGGGUGUAACCUUAUUAUUGUCCCCCAGGAUUUAUUUCCUGCUUGGCACUUCCGUGUUCAAAUUUUAUCGCGUUAAUGACCGUGUUGGGAAUACUGAAGGUCCCUUUCAGUUUUUUUUCCCACAUUGCCUACUUUCCAGGAGCUAUUCUUUGUUUCUUAUUCUCCAUUCUUUGGCUGAGAGCAAUCCUAGUCCCGGGAGCAAAAGCCUUAGGCUGCUGGUGUUACUCUUAAAAGACACCCUUCAUUCCCACGCCGGAAGCUGCUGUUCUGGCCGUGAAAGAGGUACGGCGUGGUCUUUGGUUCGUUAUGUCCACCAACAAUAUGUCCGACCCACGGAGACCCAACAAAGUGCUGAGGUAUAAGCCUCCGCCGAGCGAGUGCAACCCAGCUUUGGACGACCCGACUCCGGACUACAUGAAUCUUCUCGGCAUGAUCUUCAGCAUGUGCGGCCUCAUGCUUAAGCUGAAGUGGUGUGCUUGGGUUGCCGUCUACUGUUCCUUUAUCAGCUUUGCCAAUUCCCGGAGCUCGGAGGACACUAAGCAGAUGAUGAGUAGCUUCAUGCUCUCAAUCUCUGCCGUGGUGAUGUCCUAUCUGCAGAAUCCUCAGCCCAUGACGCCCCCGUGGUGAUGUCACUAGAAGGCUUGGAUCCUGGACUCCUGCCCACCUUCUCUCUGGCCUAGCCUUUGACUGCUCCAGCCUGCCCUUGGCUGCUGUGUAAACUCGCCUGAGUGUUCUCUCUGGUGUCCCAGCUGAAUGGAGGGAAGAUGCCCUCUCUUUGGGGUCCUGCUUCUGCUUUGACAAAGGGGUAAACCCACAGACUUCCCUUUUAUCUCCCUCCCCUGGCCACUGUUAUGAGAAACACUGUUCAUGUUUCCAAGUAUUCGCUUGUUUUCUUGUUGAAACCAGCUGAUAAAAAAUUUUCCACUCUGGAU